UUUCUGCUUAGGUACUGGAAAAUGGCACGGAUGAUUUUAUUUUUCAAAAGGAUCCUUUAAGACUUCAGUAGAGUAACUACUGUCUCUCUGAGUACUGGGGCUGGAGAAAGCAAGUCUUCUCGAGACAAAGACAAGAGAAUGAAUCAUGAUAAUACCAUACUUUCAAGUCAGACAAAAGUCUUAAUGUUGUAUAUCCAAAUCCCAGAUUGACUAAGCCAACAGCAAUUCCCACUAUACAUUCCCAAGGGAGGUAUACUGUACUCAUACCAACUUGUAUAAAAUUUCUGUACCAUUCCUUGAAAUGAUCACGACCUCAUUUGAGAAAGCCACUAGGAGUGUAAAAAUGCCUGACGCUUUCCGGCAGGAGCCCGAGUCAAAUGGUGCUGUAAUUUGGUGUUUAUACCAUCUAAUGUCCGUGAUUCUUAUGGUUCCCUAUCUCAUUGCAAGUGAAUGUGACCGUAUGUUCAUCAGUAAUGCUGUUGGCAGGAAGAAUGGUACAUUUGAGGCACCAUUAAUAUUCAACCCCAUGAAUCAUUCUCGGCAGUGUAUUUUUACCUUCAUAGCUGCAGAGGACGAGCGAGUUAGAGUAACUUUCAAUAAAUUUAAUCUCCGGGAUUCUCCACCCGAAUGCAAUAACGAAUUUGUCGAUUUGUAUACUGAGAUUGACGAUCCUUUAAUAGACCUUAUCAAAACACCAUUUGGAGGGCGCUACUGUGGCAGAAUCUUACCUCGCACUCGCAUCUCUAUGUAUCAAACACUUGUCAUUGGUUUCCAUACAGAUGUCACUGUUGAAACUUCAGACAUUUUCCAAGGAACAUACGAGUUUGUUAAUGCUUCCAAGUAUGAAAUUGGCACACCAGCACCUAGUUCUGUCUGCACUUUUACAAUAUAUCAUGAUAGAAAAAAAGAAGGUAGUUUUGUCUCACCUACAUAUCCUGGAGUAUAUCCUAAAAACCUAAAUUGCCAGUAUCGCUUUUUAGGUGGAGCAGGUCAGAGGGUCCGUGUAGAGUUUAUGGACUUUGACUUAUUUUAUGGAGGACCUCACUGCCCUUUUGAUCAUGUAAAAGUGUAUGAUGGCAGUUCGAGUGAGGAUCCCUUGAUUGGAACCUACUGUGGUCAGCGACGUAACCUCAUGGUGUAUUCUUCUGCAGAGAAUCUGUAUGUAGAGUUUAAAACAUUAAAGAGAACAGCUGAUACACAAAACAGAGGAUUCUCUGGCUUCUUCGAAUUUAGUGAAGUGUUUGUAAAUUUAGCCUUUAUUGGAAAACAUGAUGCCCAGCAUAUCAGGGGAACAGAGUGUGAUCAGAAGGUAUUGAGCAAGCAGGAGUCCAACGGUACUGUUUAUUCUCCUAAUUGGCCAUUUCUCUAUUACUCACACAUUAUGUGUCGCUACUACAUCUAUGGUAUGGAAGAUGCUCAAAACUUGGAGAAAGUCAGGCUUGAGUUUGACAAGUUCGACAUUCCUAACAAUGAUGAAGAGUGUAAUGAAGCUUACCUAAAGCUCUAUCUGCAAGGCCAAGAAGAAAGACAUGCAGUGGAUGAGUAUGAUCAUGUUUUCUGUGGAGAGGUUGUUCCUCCUCCUGUUGUGUCAGAAGGACCUCGCCUGAUGAUGAUCUUCAGUAGUGGUUCUUCACAAGGAAAAGGAUUUAAAGUUAGAUAUACAUUUCAAACAGACUACAGAGUUCCUGGUACACCUUCUCCUAAUGGGAAAUGCCAUUUUACCUACAAGAGUGAGAGCAGAAAAACAGGAGAGUUCAAUUCACCAAGGUACCCUGCCAACUAUCCUUCAAACACCUAUUGCCAGUACAUCUUCAAAGGACUUCCAGGAGAACAGGUCCAGUUUGUCUUCAACUACUUUAAAACCAAGCGUCUUCUGUCAACAUCCAGUGGGUAUAAUGAAAUGUGCACAGAAGACUGGAUUGAAAUAUUUGAAGUGUAUCCUAGUGGUAGAGAAAAUAAGUUUGGCAAGUACUGUUCCAAGACAGCUCCUGGACCUAUUGUGUCUGACGUGGGCAUACAUGAUAUGAAAGUGGUAUUUAGAACAGACAAAGUAGAGGUGGCUAGUGGAUUCAGUGCUACCUACUUAUUCAUUUCAUCUGCACAAAACUUAGAUUGUGGAGGAAAUAUAACAGGUAGUGCAAAUGGCAUAAUUACCAGCCCAAGUUUCCCCUCGAAAUACGAGGCUCACCGACAACUGUGUAACUGGUACAUCACCGUCCGGCCAUUUCACAAAGUUUUGUUCUUGUUUGACUUUUUCUUGAUUGAAGGGGAACCAGAUGAAAGGGGAUGCCCAGGAGCUGUUGUAAGAGUGUGGAGUGACCUUAGUCAGCCACCUAUUGAACUCUGUGGUGAAAAGUUAACAAAUGACACCCGUCAAAUACUCUCAUCCUCAAGUGUGUUAAAACUACAAUUUGUCACAGCAGAUAAGGCUGUUGGUUCUGGAGGAUUUAAAGCAGUCUGGACAGAGGUACAAGAAGCUGACACUGUGUGCAAAGGAUUACUUUGUGGACAAAGCGGGUUCUGUAUUUCAUCCAGCCUCAAAUGUAAUAAACUACCAAACUGUGGCAUCAAUGAUGACACUGAUGAAAAGAACUGUAAGAAAUUUCCCCCACAGCAUUGUGGUGCCAAAGAAGUUCAUAUGGACAUGUACCUUGUGGUUGGGUUAAGUGUUGGUGCAGCUGCAUUUUCCAUUCUUGCUCUAUGUGCCAUCUGCCACCGGAAACGUAAAAGACGGCGAGAUCACGUACCUCCUUUUGAGCACCGCCCACAGCCACCACGAGAAGUUCCCAGCAUGCACUUCAUGUCAGUGGAUAGUGUUUGAGGGUUAGAAAGUUUAGUUCAUGAAACCGAAGUUUAAAAAUAUUAUUGUGUUUACCAGGCAAGUGUUGAGACUGAUGUUUUUGCUCCUUAGAGGCAUCUAUAUACGGGUUACAAACUGACUGACAGUGGUCUUAAGAGUCAGGGAAUCUAGAAAAUGAAUUGAAGAAACAACACCAAACAAAUUUGAAAAAACCUGAGCUUCGAACACUGUCAUAUUUAUCUUGGCUUGAUAAAGGAAAUUUCAUUGUAGUUCUUUUGGUAGAGACACAAAAAUCAAGUCAGGUUUAGCUAACUUCACCUUCUCAUUUUGUGCUGAACACGUGGUUGCUCAAUACCUGUAGGAUAGCUUCUUGUAGCUUAGAUGACGUCACUGUGUCAUAACUGUCUGUAUUGUGACGUCAGUGUUUGGUUUCUAUUUUGUGUGAGGUGCUUCCACGGAACAGGUAUAAUUCACGUUCCAUAUAUAUUGCUCUAGCAUCAGAUUGGAUCAUAUAUUUCAUACAAAUUUAUUGGAUGAUCUGUUCAUAUUACACAUAUAGAGGGUAGUGUCCAACAGAUUGCUUAUUUGCUUGGUUUAUUCUAAGUGAAUAUAUAUUGAAAAUCUCAUUUUUUUAGCAACAAAAAUGAUUUCAAUUUGUAUGUUAAACUAUUUUAUAAUUUUUAUAUAUUUAUUUGUGCAAUAUACAUUUUUCUAGUUUUUGUUAUAAAAAUUUUAUCUUAAAUGUGUAGUAUUCUUAUAAUGCAGCAUUUCACUUUGUAUUUUUAUUUAAUUUUUUAGUUUUUACUGUUUGUAAAUAUACUAUUUACUUUGUUAGGAUAGCUUCCCAUACCUUAGACUAACUUGGUAUAAUCACAAGUACAACACUGGUAUCAUUCCUGUUUUCAUAUUUAACUUAGUAGAUUCUCUUACUGCUAAGAAAAAAUGUAAAAUAUAGUAAAGGUGACAAUUUA
Limulus polyphemus (Atlantic horseshoe crab) is the source of this 3771-nucleotide messenger RNA. RefSeq names its product cubilin-like. Gene Ontology annotation, molecular function: protein binding. The transcript is spliced from 16 exons. Lineage: Eukaryota; Metazoa; Arthropoda; Merostomata; Xiphosura; Limulidae. The record is from RefSeq and is a predicted model, not a curated record. Bases 302 to 2821 code for a protein of 839 amino acids. Gene Ontology annotation, cellular component: plasma membrane.